UCGCUUUUCUUCUCCUCAGCUACCAAACCCUUCAAGCUCCUUCACUCGUAUAAAAGCCACACACGACCUCCCUCGACCGCCCAGACAAAAAGACACACAGAAAAUUAGCUCGAAUCAACAUCCGAGAUAUAUUUCAAUGGCGUGCAGCGUUAGUGGAAAAGCCGUGAAAGUGGUGCAUAUCGAUACCCAGUACGUGGAAACGGACCCCUUAAACUUCAAGUCUGUUGUUCAGAGCCUUACUGGUAAGGAUUCUUGCGUUGCAUGGAUAAAGAAGAGCUCCUUCGGCGCCAACAAGAGAAAAAGACCCGUCACUGUGAAUAAUGGUGGCGGCUUCGAGAUCAGGCCAUCAUGCCGCGGCCAUGAUAAUGGUAGUACUGUUGGCAGUGGAAAUCGCCAUGUUUCGGUGUUAUCGAAGGGCCUGUCGUUUAAAGACUUGGAUCUGAUGAUCUUGGAGGCUCCUCCAAUGGAGGAAUUAAUGCAAUGACUCAUGUGGACCGAGUAGAAUUUUACACAAUUUUGCUGCAGAUAUAUUUAUAUCUAUAGUACUGUCUAUAUAUAUAUAUAUAUAUAUAUAUAUUUAUUUAUAUAUGCAUAACAGUUCUGCUCGAUCGGUAUAUUUUGUUUAAUCUUCUCAUUUGUGGGAAGAAUGUUUAGGUUAAUUUGGAUAUAUUCAGAGAGAAAUCAAUUUCGUUGUGAUAUUAAUUUGGACAA
Messenger RNA from Juglans regia (Persian walnut), 711 nucleotides. RefSeq names its product VQ motif-containing protein 10-like. The transcript has a single exon. The coding region runs from base 137 to 484 and encodes 115 amino acids. NCBI's taxonomy places the organism in Eukaryota, Viridiplantae, Streptophyta, Magnoliopsida, Fagales, Juglandaceae. The record is from RefSeq and is a predicted model, not a curated record.